Mesorhabditis spiculigera is the source of this 3747-nucleotide messenger RNA. The record is from the annotation of a GenBank genome assembly. Lineage: Eukaryota; Metazoa; Nematoda; Chromadorea; Rhabditida; Rhabditidae.
AUGGAACAACCGGCCGAUGCUCUCCGACGCUCGAAGCGCAAGAAGUUCUUGCUCGACGUGUCGGCGUUGGGAAAGCGAGUGACGCUCCGGGACCAGGAUCUCCCGCAACGCAUCGCCACUUGCUACACACAUGAUGGCAGCAGCGAUGAGGAAGACCUUGCCAUCAUCAUGAACGCGCCGCUACCCUGUAGCAAAUGCCCAAUGAGAUUCCAGAAUCGCGCCGGCCUCAGCAAACAUUCCAAGAUGCAUAGUGAAGAGAAGCGGGCUUUCCCCUGUGAAAAAUGCGAUUUCUCGUCCAACACGCAGAGGCCGUUCAAGAUCCACAUGAAGUGCCAUGAGCUAAACACCACGUGGGAAUCUCCGGCCCCAAGUGUCGUUCUCGCCAAUGCCGCCCCGAAUUCCGCGCCGGCGAAGCGCACCCAGGAUGGAACUCCAAUCGGCCGUCCACAGGUACCCAGCCUCGCCGCCACCGCCUCCCUCCGGGCCGCUAGGCUGAAGCUCCCCGUUUCCGCCGAGAACGGCCGCCAAUCCCCGUUGUCCGGCGAGCAAAAGCCAUCGCCACUCGUCAACAAAAAUAUGACGUUGAAGACGGCCCUGAAAACCACGCCGCUGUCGUCGAUUUCGAGGAUCAUCAGCAAGUCAAAUAAUGCGAUCAACCGGCCGUCAACGUCGAACGGUGCGAUGCACCACCUCUUGUUCUCCAGCAUCCACCAGCGCGGCACCCCCGUCGGAGCCGCACUCAAAUCUCAUCUGGGCCUCAGCAAAGACCGCUCCUCCCUCCUCCAAACUCUUGAUCAAAAGGAGGUCAACGAGCCGGAAAAGCUGCAAAAACCAUGCCCGAAAAAGCGGUUCCGUUGCACGGAAUGCCCAUAUCGAACCCAUUCUACGGAUCACCUCGAAAACCAUCGGCGGGCCCACGACAGGACGGAUGGGAUCAAGUGUGACUAUUGUAGCUACAGAGGCAACACGGGCGUGAUUCAUCGUCACCACAUGCUCCACACAAACCAGUGGCUCGUCGAAUUUGCGAGGCAACGAAAAGCCGACGAGCCGCCAGAGGAGCCCCAGCCCGACCAUCCGGCCCUGAAAUUGCCCCGCUCGGCUAUUAGCACGUCUAAUGGAUUUCUCAUCUGCCCAUUUUGCGACUUUGCCACCCGGUUCCCGAACCAACUCAUCUCGCACAAACGCCUGUAUCACGGAUCAAAGUUCAACUCGAAAGAGUUCUUCUGCACCGACUGCGGCAUGGGCUACAAGUACUACGGCCAGUUGAGCGCCCACUGGAAGCUGCGCCACCAAAAGCGCACUCCCCGGCACCGCGUCCAGUUUUAUUUGAAUGAGAUUUUGCGGAAAAGGGAUGAUUCGAAUGGGGUAGAGGAAACGACCGAAAUCAAGAAAGAGAUCAAGCAGGAGGUGGCCGACGCGAAUCUGAUGCAUAGCGAUUCGAACAGCUCGGAUAACAUCAAGCCCGAGAAAAAGGAACAAUUCAACGAUAGCCAGAUCAAGAUUGACCUCGAUGAGUCGCUGGCCCUGUCGCUGGAGGGAAGCCAAUCGGGCUCGAGCAGUCCACUGUUCCACUGCCCGAAAUGCCCGUUUGUGGCCAGCAACAGGGGCCGAAUGCAGCGCCACGAGGACAAGCACGUCAUCAAGAGUGACCAUACAUGUACUCAUUGCUCGUACUCUUGCCGCAAUGAGCACCUGAUGCAGAGCCACAUCAAACUCCACACGCAGUCGUCGUCGAAGUCGAGCGAAUCUCCCGGUGCCAAUGAAUCUGAGAACUCGUCGGACGUUACAAAGGAUAUUCCCAACGAUAUUCGCUUUGUUGACAAAGACGGCGUCAAGAAGAACAAGUGCCCGCACUGUCCCUACACCACUAAGCAUCCAUGCGAUAUGAAGCCCCAUUUGACGAUGCACGGGGCGGAGAAGCGGAAAUUCGCCUGCAAAUACUGUACCUACUCCACAAAACGUUUCCGCUCCCUGCAAGUCCACAUGCGACUCCACGGAAAACGGAUCCGCGACCCGAUUGAGGAGAUGGGCCUCGCUAAGGAGCUUCAAAUCCGGCAUAAAACCUACGGAUUGAUCGGGACGCGAAAGUACGGCCUGAAGGCCCGGCGCUACUUCUGCGCGAGUUGCCCCUUCAACUCGGUGUAUUGCUAUCAGCUGUGGCAUCAUGCUAGGCGCCAUGUGCUGCAACGCCACCCCGACGCCAAGCAGUGCCCCGCCUGCAGCUACUCCACCAUUUUCCCGCAACGCCUUGCCGACCAUACUCGGCUACAUCCACAGCUGGCCAACGGCACCGCCGAGCCGUCCACCUUUGGAGCGACCGCCACGAAGCCGGGCGAGCACAAGUGCGACAUGUGCCCCUUCCAAACGGACACCUACUCCCGUCUCUGGGGCCACAAGCAAAAGCACGAGAAUAACGGGAAAUUUGUAUGCACGCAAUGCUCUUUCAGCACUGGCCGUGUCAAAGAUUUGGUCACCCAUCAGCGUCUCCAUGAAAAUAAUCGCGCUGGAUCGUCUGAUGGCUCAGAAAACCGGGAUUCCCAAAACGAAAUGGAAACCCUGGAAGAAUACAAGCCGAAAGUCGGAAAGCGCUCGAGUCCUCCGGGCGAAAAUUACGAUCUGGCUUCGGAUCCGCCGCCCACAAUUGAGAGAGAAGGAUCUCCAAGUGACCUGGGAGAUUCACCGCCACCUCGUGCUGGCUCUGGGUCUGAAGGAAAGGACGAGAAACCGGAAUGUUCAUCCCCUCCCGACCUUGGCAUGCCGUUCAACGAGCUGCCCGAUCCGGAAAUUGUUUUCAAGCGCAUGCGGGCUCUCCUGCCGCCUCACCUUCAAAUGGCCUUGGCUGGUUGCAAAUCUGAAUCGGCCAGCUCGGCCACCAGCACCGAGGCCAUGAUGAAAUGUGUGGACCCGAAUUGCCCGUAUGUCGAGGAGGAUCCCCUCUUCUACCGUAUCCACCUCGAGAUGCACGGCGGAAAGCGGAACUUCCAGUGCUCGAUUUGCACCUACAACACUCACUCGCCUGACGCUCUCUGCAAUCAUUUGGAUUUGCAUACGGAGGGAUAUGAUGCGUUGAAGAAAAUCUCAACGGCCUCAUCUCGUCGUAUGGCCCGAGAAGUGGAGCAGAUCGUCGAGGGCGGCGAGGUCUACUCGUGCGUCCAUUGCAACUACCGUACGAUGUGCCUCGAAAAAUACAAACUACACAGGGUGGAGCAUGCGCAGACGCAACAAAACCGACUGAAAUCGCUGAUCAAGCGCAGCACACAAAAUGAGGAGGAAUGGGUGAAGCCGCGGCUUCCCACGAAGAAGCGGGCUAACAAGGAGUACUUCUGCCGUCACUGCGGCUUCGAAUCCUCCUCCCUACUCACCUACGAGCGCCACGUCCAGAUGCACGGUGCCCCCGGCUAUUUCAAGUGUCGCCAUUGCGACUAUGCAUCAUCUACGGCGAUCGUCGUCGAUUUCCACGAGAUUCACCAUCAUAUGGACCAGCCGCUCACGCAGCUCAUGAAAAAGAAGGUGCUGCAAGGCGGGGAGAGCAGCCAGAUGUCCCCGGAAGAGCUGACAGCCACGCGUGUCCGAAUGACCGGCCAAGAAGUGCGGUGUGAUCGUUGUGACUGGACUGGAUUUGAGCGCGCCGCCCUGCUCGCCCAUUUCUCGGAGAACCACGUGCAAACUGAGGAGGACCGUGAACGAGCAACAGACAUGUAUCUCGGCCUCCACCCGAAGAAUACGAUUAGAACGAUUGCUUCUGCC